CUCCGACCUGGUUUGGAGCUGUUAGUACAGAUGCGACUCCCACUUGGAGUCGGUGCCGCGCUUACUCGUAGUUAAUUCGUGAUUCUACCGUGGACCAUGUCACCCAAGUGAACCCAGCUUAGUAUGGCGGAAAUCGUGUCGGUGAUUAUAACAGCUCUGAACGGGGCCAAGUGGAUUGACACAUGCUUCAAGUCAAUUUUGUGUCAAACCGCCGGCAGCGACAAAACCUUGCAGAUUGAGGUGUGUGUCUUUGAUGAUGCCAGUACGGACAACACUCGCGAAUUGCUGCAACGCUGGAAAACGAUAUUGGAAAGGAGUGGAAUGUGGAUGAAAAUAGUGGGCGGUAAUUCGGACCAGCCAAAAGGCGUUGGGUAUGGACGGAAUUACGCCAUUAAAUAUGCCACUGGAUCAUAUUUAUGUUUUCAAGAUAUCGAUGAUGAAAUGCUUCCAGAUAGAAUUUCGAAGCAAUAUCAAAUGGCCAAAAAUAACCAAGAUGCUAUAAUUGGCAGUAAAUUUAUUAGAACUCCGCCUAAUUCAACAUGCCGAUUUACGCGUUGGGCGAAUGAAUUGGACCCUGGGAAGUUGGAUAUUCAAAUUUAUACAACAAAUGGCCCGACGGUUAUAAUGCCAACAUGGUUUUGUCAUCGUAAAGUUUUUGAUAGAGUUGGCGCCUUUUGUGAAGAUGGAAAAGGGACACCGGAAGAUCUCAUAUUUUUCUAUAAACAUUUAGAUUUCGGAGGUAGAAUUCUCCGAGUCGAUGAAGUACUACUGAAUUAUGCGUAUCAUGAAAAUGCCACCACAUUUUCAAUUUCCAAGGAAAUUAUAUGGAAAAUACGUCUAGAACGUCUCAUUCAGAAAAUCCUACGUACAGAUCUUUGGAAACAUGGUUUCACUAUAUGGAAUGCAGGCAAACAAGGACGCCGAUUCUUUCGGGAUUUACCUGAUGAUUGCAAAUCGUUCGUUCGGGCCUUCUGCGAUGUAGACGAAAAUAAAAUAAACACCAACUACGAAUACUUUGACGAAGUCAAGCGGAAAGUAUUGUACACUGUGCCAAUAAUCCAUUUUAAAACUGCAGAAAAACCGAUCGUUGUGUGCAUGAAAUUAGAUUUGACCAAUGGAGUAUUUGAGGAAAAUUUGAAGAGUAUGAAUCUUAUCGAAGGAUUAGAUUAUGUAAUUUUCUGAUGUAAGCAAAUAAAGUAGUAUCAGAAGCUUUAUC
Hermetia illucens (black soldier fly) is the source of this 1216-nucleotide messenger RNA. Its product is annotated as UDP-GlcNAc:betaGal beta-1,3-N-acetylglucosaminyltransferase-like protein 1. The transcript is spliced from 6 exons. The record is from RefSeq and is a predicted model, not a curated record. The coding region runs from base 124 to 1182 and encodes 352 amino acids. NCBI's taxonomy places the organism in Eukaryota, Metazoa, Arthropoda, Insecta, Diptera, Stratiomyidae.